Molecule: messenger RNA, 1036 nt
Organism: Xylaria bambusicola
Lineage: Eukaryota; Fungi; Ascomycota; Sordariomycetes; Xylariales; Xylariaceae
Product: glycoside hydrolase family 25 protein
Exons: 2
Coding region: 162-818 (218 amino acids)
Biological process (GO): carbohydrate catabolic process; peptidoglycan catabolic process; cell wall macromolecule catabolic process
Molecular function (GO): lysozyme activity
Source: RefSeq, a predicted model, not a curated record
UUCGCCGCCAUCAUGUGGAACUUCACAAAGGAGCAGUUACGCGAUGGCGACUCGAUUAUUGGGAGCACAGCAUAAAGCUCGACCUUCGCCCCCAUCAAAGUCGAUUUGAUCGUGACAAUCACCUCAGUUCUAAGAUAUAGCCGCAACGGUUCGAACCAACAAUGAAGGCUUGUAUAAUUUCCCUCCUGGGACUUGCCAACGGCGCUCUGGCAGCUGUCCAGGGAUUCGAUAUCUCCCAUUACCAGUCAAGCGUCAACUUCGCUGGAGCUUACAACGCCGGCGCCCGAUUCGUCAUAAUCAAGGCUACCGAGGGCACAACCUACCGCGAUCCCAAGUUUAGCUCCCAUUACACCGGUGCCACAAAUGCUGGCCUUAUUCGUGGGGGUUAUCACUUUGCUCAUCUGGACGUGAGCUCCGGUGCAACCCAGGCGAACUACUUCCUUGCUCACGGAGGUGGAUGGUCGGGUGAUGGCAUCACCCUCCCCGGUAUGCUUGAUCUAGAAGGUAGCUGUGUGCUCUCGCCUAGCGCCACUGUUGCUUGGAUCAGGGACUUUAGCAAUACCUACCACUCCAAGACAGGAGUAUAUCCUCUCAUAUAUACAAAUCCAAGCUACUGGCAAACCUGCACCGGCAACUCUAACGCCUUUGUUAACACCAACCCACUGGUCCUUGCUCGGUACAGCAGCAGUGCCGGUACUCCUCCCGGCGGCUGGCCGUACUACACAUUCUGGCAGUACAACGAUGCCUAUAGCUUCGGCGGAGACAGCGAGGUUUUCAACGGUGAUAUGGCUGGACUCCUCAGAAUCGCUCGUGGAUAAGUAGACCGUUCGAGCUUGAUGAGUCAUAAAAGCUUGAGUGUAUCUACCAGUAUGGCCAAUUUGCGAUGGACUAAAUGAAUAAAUACUCUCGAAAAUGAAGCUCAUUUCAAUCUUCCACUACGUGUUGAAUCGUUGCGAACUCUUAUAAUGGAUGGUACAGCUGAACGUUCUGAUGCUUCUAGUAGUAUAAAAAUAUCAACCAAGGAUUGUUAUAUAUA